Molecule: messenger RNA, 936 nt
Organism: Chironomus riparius
Lineage: Eukaryota; Metazoa; Arthropoda; Insecta; Diptera; Chironomidae
Source: the annotation of a GenBank genome assembly
AUGAAAUAUUUAUUAAUUUUGUUUAUUGUCUGUAAAAUUUCAUCCACUCCUAUUCGCGAUAGUCGCAUAAUUUAUCCUGAUGAGUUUGGAAAUAUUCAAAUUGAUAAUCGAAUUGAUGACACGGAAUCUGAUCAGAUAAGCUUAUUGAAUGAUCCUAACAUAAUUAAACCAGCAAAUGCAACCACAACAUUAACUAGUCAGCAUCAAAAAAAGUUAAAAAAUCCUGAAAAUGGCGAAUUCUAUCAAGGUGACAUUGUCUUACUAGAUGAAGAGCUAAAAAGCUUGCAUGAUUCCAGCGAUUGUAAAGCAAGAACUGGAUUAUCAAGUGUUUUGAAACGAUGGCCAAAGAACUUAUAUGGAAAGGUUAUUAUUCCUUUCACAAUUUCCGAUGACUUUUACUUUAAUGACAAAGCAAGUAUCCUCUCAGCAAUGUACGAUAUUGAGGCACACACCUGUAUUAAAUUUAUACAACGUAGCUAUGAACAUGAUUACAUCUAUAUAAUAUCCGAUACUGGAUGUUAUUCAUAUAUUGGAAGAAAAUUAGGGCCUCAAGUUAUGAGCCUUCAACGAGAUGAUUGCAUAUCACAUGGACACAUCAUUCACGAAUUAGUUCAUGCUCUUGGAUUUCAUCACAUGCACAAUCAUAUUGAUAGGAAUAAUUACGUCACUAUUAAUUAUAACAAUGUUGAUCCGAGUAAGAUUAAUCAAUUUGUAGCUGUAGAUCCUUUGCUGUUUGAGAAUUUCGGAACACCUUAUGAUUACUAUUCAGUCAUGCACUAUGAUACAUACACAUUCUCAAAAAAUGGACUGCAGACAAUUUUACCAAAUGAUUACAACUACCGAAAUGUUCUUGGACAAAGAAUUGGAUUGAGUAUAGGAGAUGUGAAGAGAAUUAAUUCAAUGUAUAAGUGCGAUCAAGUCAAUCAAUUUUAUUAG